AUGACUCGAGUCGAAUCGCCAUCGUCCGUUGCUGCUCCUCUUAUCCUGACGGCUCCCUCCACCGCUGUCUUUCGCAUCGCAUAUGCUCGCAUGCUGAAAUAUGCACCGACUCAUUCGCCUGCUGCUGCCGAGAAAUGCAUACAGCGUUCCUACAUCAUUGCUGCCAACAACCUUCAGAUUCAACACAUCCCAUGGCACGCGCCACACUCUGGAGGAAGAGGUCGUCCCUCGCGAAAGGCCGUGCAUGACUCAUGGGUCAAUCUAGGCAAAUCAUCCGUCCCUGACCAUUGCCCCUCGGCAGGAAGUCGCACCAACUCACGGCCCAUUGAUAUGGCUGCUGAGGCAGCGAAGAAAGCCCAAGCCUCGGAUGCUCGAGCCCCAUGGGCAGUCGAAUCAAUCACACUUCAGUCGCUUCCUGAUUUCUUCGCACGCGACUGUCUCCCUGAUGAAUUUAGCCUGGAGCAGAUAGAAUGUAGCAGAGACCCUAUGCUGACAGAGAUAUACGAGUGGGUCUUCGCGAACUUCGACCGAGAAAAGCCGGUCCACAAGAUCGCCUUGCUCGCAGGGAUCUAUUUCAGUCAUGUGCUUCCCGAUAUGUUCUGGGACGUCAAAGACAGGCCCUCCAACGACAAGAUGCAGGGGGAACGGUCUGCCACAAAUGCCAUCAGAAGCAUUCCUUGGAAGGCCAACAAAGGGACGCGAAAGGGAAGCACAUGGAGGCCCCAGUUCAUCGCGAUGGUGCCAGCAUAUAUCAUCUCGGUAUAUGAGAGAGAGAGCCCAUUGCGAGACUACUUUGCGAGGAAGAAAGCAUUCCCCAAUCAAUGGAACGCUAAGAACAGCGCCAAAGGCAUCGGGUCCUUCAAUUUAGUUCGGAUGGGCCUCGCAAAGGCACGCUCCACUCGCAUCUUCAAAGGUGGCGUCCCAUUGACGGAUUGGAUCUUGCUCACACAUGAGGAGUUGGCUGCAAAGCACAGGGAGCUGAUGGGUUUGCUGCAAGAUCGUCAGUAUGGGCCUUUCAAGAUCGCAGUCUCCUUCUUUGGGCUAGACAAAGCAGUGGAAAUUGGAGCCACGACCGGCACAUACACCAAUCAUCCAGCCAUGUCUUCAAUUGCCAUCAAGAAGCGUCCUGCGCCUGCGCCUGACUCUGACUCUGAAGUCGAGAUCAUAGAACAUGAACAGCACAAACGACAGCGUAACUCAACGACUUAG
Messenger RNA from Suillus fuscotomentosus, 1209 nucleotides. RefSeq lists its product as uncharacterized. Lineage: Eukaryota; Fungi; Basidiomycota; Agaricomycetes; Boletales; Suillaceae. The record is from RefSeq and is a predicted model, not a curated record. The coding region runs from base 1 to 1209 and encodes 402 amino acids. The transcript has a single exon.